AUGAAAAAGUCAGUGUGCAGUGAUUCAUAUCGCAGUGAAAGGAAGACUAGUCACGCUAGUUGCUCAAAUUCGGAUAGCAGCGAUGAGGAAGUGAUCAGAUUGCCCAAAAGAAGAAAAGURAAUCGUAUCAUAUCAUCAGAUUCUGAUACGGAUACGGAUAAAUGCAAUCUUAGUGAUAAUGAAUAUUAUGAAGAUACUAUUGACGAGAUGUUACGAGAUUUGGUCGUGGAAGAAGAAAGCAACGUUGAUGAUACUGAGGAAGCUCCAGUUCAACAAAGUGAAUGGAGUGAAUUUAGUGGUCGGCRAAAAUCAAUUUCUUUUYAAGAAACAGGCGGUCUGAAUAAGCAAUUACCUGACGAUAUAAAUCCGUAUGAUGUGUUUACGUUGUUCGUCGAUGACGAAAUCAUAAACUUGCUGGUAUUAGAAACUAAUAGAUAUGCACAACAAAAACUAAAUGAAUCGAGGCUGWCUCCAGGUUCACGAAUGCAUAAAUGGAAACCAACAAAUCCUGAAGAAAUAAAACAAUUUUUGGGAUUAUUGUUGUGGAUGGGACUUGUAAAAGUGAGCCCAAUAGCCAAUUAUUGGGCCAAAAACGAAUUGUACAAUUUCCGGCUACCGCGUCAAAUUAUGUCACGAAACAGAUUUGAACUAUUAUUGUGCAAUUUUCAUUUUGUCGAUAAUAUGUCCAUUGCCCGUGAUGAUCGGCUUGGUAAAAUACUUCCAUUUUUUAACAAAUUGGUAGGAAAGUAUCAGGAAGCUUACACGCCUGGAGAARACAUUGUUAUCGAUGAAACGUUAAUUCCAUGGCGUGGAAGACUCAUUUUCAAGCAAUACAUUCCAAAUAAAGCGCACAAGUACGGAAUCAAGUUAUUCAAAUUAUGUUCAAGCGAAGGAUACACAUGGGCAAUGAAAAUGUAUUCUGGUAAAUCAGCGGAAGGUAUUAGAGAAACCGGAUUGGCAAACAAUGUGUGUCUACAACUGGCAGAGAAACUUUUYGAUCAAGGAAGAACAUUGUAUAUUGACAAUUUUUAUACAAGUUAUGAGUUAGCUAUAUCAUGCCUAAGACGCAAGACUCAUGUAGUUGGAACACUUAGACAUAACAAGAAAUCURUACCAAAAGAUGUUCUUAAUUGCAAACUAAGAAGGGGAGAAAUGGUAGCUAAAGAGGAUGAUAACGGGAUUGUGAUACUCAAAUGGAGAGACACACGUGACGUGAGAAUAUUAUCUACGAAACACGCUCCUAUCAUGACACAAAGCACGAAAAACAUUCAUGCUGCUUCUUCAAGCCAGCAGCCAUCCGCAAGACUCAAACCUCUGGCCGUCCUCGAAUAUAAUAAGGGUAAAUGUGGUAUAGAUUAUUCAGACCAAAUGGUUUCCUAUGCUUCGACGAUGAGGAAAGGAAUCAAGUGGUAUAGGAAGCUUGGUGUUGAACUUCUACUGGGGACGUCAAUUGUAAACGCUUUGGUCGUUUAYAAAAUUGCGACAAAGAAAACUGUAAAUAUUAGACGAUUCAGAGAACUGAUUGCUGCAAAGUUACUAGGACUGAGUGAAGAUUUAACACUGCCUUCUGUUCGACGAAAUACGCAUUGCAUCGCCGUUCGCAGAAAUAAUUUGGGGAAAAGCCUUAGACGCGCAUGCAAGCGGUGUUACGCAAAUAAAAGAGAAGAACUGGAACGAUCAAAGGCACGAGCAAAUCUCAGAAAACCCACUACUUUUUGUCCAAGCUGCCCUGGUCAACCGCAACUUUGCAGUGAAUGCUUCAAUAUUUUGCACUGUAAAUAA
Polistes dominula (European paper wasp) is the source of this 1782-nucleotide messenger RNA. RefSeq names its product piggyBac transposable element-derived protein 4-like. Lineage: Eukaryota; Metazoa; Arthropoda; Insecta; Hymenoptera; Vespidae. The record is from RefSeq and is a predicted model, not a curated record.